Monomorium pharaonis (pharaoh ant) is the source of this 3793-nucleotide messenger RNA. RefSeq names its product venom metalloproteinase 3. NCBI's taxonomy places the organism in Eukaryota, Metazoa, Arthropoda, Insecta, Hymenoptera, Formicidae. Gene Ontology annotation, molecular function: metalloendopeptidase activity. The transcript is spliced from 14 exons. The record is from RefSeq and is a predicted model, not a curated record. The coding region runs from base 1541 to 3514 and encodes 657 amino acids. Gene Ontology annotation, biological process: proteolysis.
AUUUUAUUUAUCUAUAUAUGUUUUAUACAAUUUGGUUUGUAAAGAAAAAUUUAUACAUUUGAAACAAAAAUAUGAAUCAUAAGAAGUAUUUUAUUAACAAAAUAUACUUUAGUGUAUCUUCCUAGUUUGUGAAUUAAAAGUGUUAAGGUAAAAGUAUAUAAUAUGAAACACCUGAUUUUAAAAAGUGGCCAAAAAUAAAGAAAUGGAGUUUUCUAAUUAAAACAAACAUUAACGUACGACAAGAUUAUUUAAAAAUCAUAGAUGAUAUCAAUAAUUUAUUAAUACGAAAAAAUUUUCAAAUUGUAUAAAAAAGAUCGUCGAUUUGAAAUAAUAGUAUAACGUCUGCGUUUGCAUGCCUUUAUCUUUGGUGACAAAAGGUGACAUGUGAUGGAACCUUGAACGAAAGUUAAGAUCAGUCUAUGAAUUUCGUUCAUAGAUGCAUAAAAGGAAUCUAUAUAUAAUUCUAUUCUUUACUAAAACUUUAUCAAAGGGAUUAAAUGAAGAAUGUGGAAAAGUAGCUAAAUAAGAUUUUAAACAAAAUCGAAGACAACUCGCGACGUUACGUUAGUGUAAAUUGAAAAAAUUUUUUUUUUAACACCACUAAGAUCUGCAGUGAGAUAUAUAGUUACAGACUGCUGCAGACGGAUCGAUGAUUGAUUAACGUUAACGAGAACGCUGUGACUUUUGAUGUAACGUACCGUCAUGAUUCAUAAUGUUAUUUUUUAUUUGGUGUCUGUCGCAUGUGCAACGACGUGGAUCUCCAAUUAAAUGAAAAAUACGAGUAUCCCACGAAUUACGGGAGCAUAUCGCGGUUGGUAAGCGCGUGAUAAAUGAUUUGUUUGGCAGACGCAAAAAUAUCGCUCGAACGUCAACGAAGGAAUUCGAGAAGGCAUCUUUCGAGAAAAAUUUUUUUUUUUAAUUUAUGUAAGAAUUUGUGCCUUGGAUAAGCGUAUGAACGAUUAUUUCCAUUUUCCUCUGUAAUAGUUCGUUCUUGAAACACCUGAAUAGCUUCAUUUAUUAAUUCGACUUUCUUUUUUACUUUUUAUUAUCCUUUAUCAAAAAUUAUUUCCGAAGUAAAAUACUUUAUGAUGUAUUUUUAUUGUAGUAUACAAGAGCACAGCUUACAUGAUAAAAAUUAUCAUGAACGGUUCUCCAAAUGAGAUCCUUGAGUGGACAUUUGAUUCACGGGCUUUAAUCUUUACGUGUAUCGUCUGUCACACGGAAGAAUUAUGAAUUUGUAUAAUAUUCUUUCUUCGUUACCGUGAACGCGCGCAAAUUAUACAUUAUAUGUACAAGUGUUUUAUCAUAUAAUUGCGAACACAGAUCAAACAACGUCCACUUAAUUUAUAUGGGGCACGAAAUAGUCUUUUCUCGUAUUCGGGUUCCGGACCCUCUCGUUAGAAGGUCAGAAUAUUCGCGAAACACGCGAGAGAGAUCGCAGUUUGCAAUUAUUUGAUACCGAACGGUUCAUUCCGUUUCGGUGACAUUACGAAAAUCGUUAUUAGCAAAGCUGAAAGAUGUUCCGCGCGAUAUUUCUACUAUGUCUGGCUGGAAUACCAUUUUCACAAUGCAAGCAGGUAAUUCUCAAAAUAUAAAUAUAAAAUUUGAUCAAGUUUUCGUCCAGGUAGAAUUAAGAAAUGUAAAAGAAAAUGUUAGAAAUCAAAGAACGUAUUUUCAGCUACACGAGUACAUGACGCCGGAGGAAGUGAUGGCAGUCUUUCACAAGCCGCAUCAUCUUGUACCUGAGUACGACCUGGUACCAGUAAUGCAUCGCGAAGUGAAGAGAAAUAUUGAGGAUGUCAAAGAAAACACGAAAGAGCUGAAGAUGAAAGUCUUCAACGAGGACGUCAGAUUAUAUUUGACACCCACAGAAGGUAUCCUCGCCAAUGAACAUACACCUGUGUGGACUGCUUUGCCCGAUUCACAAGCGCCCGAAGGAUUGCAAUACAAGGAAGUACCUAAGGCUAUGGAUUAUGUGGGGAUUCCGUUUCAAGACGUAAAAAGUUCAAGUUCACUUUUGGUAUCUCCCACUCCUGACGGACACAUGCAUUUGAACGGAAUAUUAAACAAAACAUUGAUUAUGAAGUCUUUGCCGGAACGACUUCUAAACAAUGUUCUUUACGGAGGACCUAAUCUCUACGAACCGCAUCAUACGAACAACUUGACGGACGACGAAGAUUUCGCCUAUACGCAUCAUCACGUAGUGUACAAGAUGCCUUUGUCGGAUCAUCAUCCAGAUUUUAACAUUACGGAUCCCGAAGGAAGCGAAGAUGAGAAAAGCAAUGCUCCGGAAAUUAUUUAUCCAGAAGUCAUAUUAGUGGCUGACUACGGCCUAUAUAGAACACUGGGCGAAAAUGUUGAACGGGUCGUAAAAUAUCUCGUCGCUUUUUUGAACGGAGUCGAUUUGAGGUAUCGUUUACUAACCACGCCCAAAAUUCGAUUUAAUAUUGCAGGAAUGAUCAUAGGUGUGGACAAGGAUGCGAUUCCAUACUUGGAAGAUAAUCGCGUUGAAGUUUCAACCUUAGAUGCGGAUAAUGCUCUGCGUGGCAUGGCCGAUUAUUUCUAUCGCGAGAACAGAUUUCCAACAGAGUUUUACGACAUGGUAAUCGCUUUGACAAGUCUUGAUAUGGGCAAUAGAAUCACCGACGACCCGCCGAGCUACGACUCGUCGACUUUGGGUUAUGCAUACGUAGCCGGUGCGUGCGACAGAAAUGAUACAAAAAAAUCAUCCGAGGCGGUAGGAAUUGUCGAAGACAAUGGUGGAUUUUCCGGUAUCAUCCCUACGGCUCACGAAAUCGGCCAUUUGAUAGGGGCACGUCACGACGGUAAUCCGAAAAGCGCUGGAGAUUGUGCGCCUCACGAUGGCUUUAUUAUGACUAGCGGAUUUAUGUUGCAUGAGAACGGUUUUGAAUGGUCCUCAUGCAGCAUAAACGCCUUCUACAAUUUCAUCAACGAGGACAGAGCAAAAUGCCUUUACAACAAGCCCGAAACGAGUGCACCGAUAACGCGUAUUUUACCCGGAGCUUUGCUGUCCUUGGACGAACAAUGUUACCAAGUCUCUGGAACGGCGGCGUGUAACAAAGAUGCUACGGUCUGUACUCGCUUGGAGUGUGAGUAUCCUAGAAUUAAAGAUUUCUGCAGAGCAACUGCACCAGCGGCGGAAGGUUCUCCUUGUGGAGAUGGUUUGAUCUGUCUGAAUGGCAGAUGCGUGCUUGAAGGAUUAAUAAAGGACAAAGACAGAAAGUUACUCGAGAAGUUCUUACCGAAAUUCACUCUUCAAAAGAUCAAAAAGAUUCCAUGGUUGCAAUUACUGAAAGACCUGAAGGACAAGAUAAAGGACACAAUAGAGGACACAAAGGACAAACUAAUAGAUACGAAGGACAAGAUAAAGGACACAAUAGAGGACACAAAAGACAAAAUAAUAGAAACGAAGGACAAAAUAAAAAAUACCCUAAUAGACAAAAAAGACAAAAUAAUGGAGACACUAAAGAAGAAACUUUUCCCGUACAAAUAAAUACCAACGUUGCCAAGGACACUUAUGAGCUGGUACAUCUAUUGCCACACACUAUACUCUAUACCGUUGUUGCUUUAAUGAAAUAUAUAAAAAUAAACAAUAAGAUAUACUUUCAUAUAUUAUGUAUUAGGGAUAUAUUUUAUGUUCUUCUAAGAAUAUGUUUUAGAAUAUAUCCCGAAUGAAAUUUUGCAAUUUUUUGUACAUAGUAGUAGUUUAUGUAUGUAAAUACAGAAGAAGUCAUGUAUGCAUGUGUAAUUCGCAAUAAUACCAGUAUAUUAC